Molecule: messenger RNA, 504 nt
Organism: Trichogramma pretiosum
Lineage: Eukaryota; Metazoa; Arthropoda; Insecta; Hymenoptera; Trichogrammatidae
Product: progestin and adipoQ receptor family member 4
Exons: 4
Coding region: 1-504 (167 amino acids)
Cellular component (GO): membrane
Molecular function (GO): signaling receptor activity
Source: RefSeq, a predicted model, not a curated record
AUGACUCUCCUUCCACCUGUUAGACGGGCAUUGCCAUUGAUAGCAGCGUCGGUCCAUUGCCUUCCAGACCUACUGUGGCUGUCGUGCAUCGUCACCUACUGUUUCCUCAGCAUUUGGGGCCUUUAUAAAGCAAUGAACGCCAAAUCGCCUUGGGAAAGGCGGUUGUGCUUCUCACCACCCUUCAUGAUGCGCAUGCUGGUGCUGGUGCUAAGGUCACUAGGGGUCGGUGGUGGACACCCCGACGCUUUCACCCACGUCGUUCUUCAGGAUCUGAUAGCCGUGAUCGGGGGCACGAUAGGCGCCAUGCGAGUGCCGGAAAAAUGGAUCCCGGGCUGCUUCGACAUGCUGUUCAAUUCGCACAACAUCAUGCACGUGAUGGUGGUGGUGGCCGUCUGCUCGAUGCACGCGGCUACUCUCCACGACCUCGCCUGGAUGCUCGAGCCCGAGGUCUGCAGCGGCAGCGGCUCGCCCGACGAUCUCGUCCCGCGUCAUCCGGAGCUCUGA